Pochonia chlamydosporia 170 is the source of this 483-nucleotide messenger RNA. RefSeq lists its product as hypothetical. The transcript has 2 exons. The coding region runs from base 1 to 483 and encodes 160 amino acids. The record is from RefSeq and is a predicted model, not a curated record. NCBI's taxonomy places the organism in Eukaryota, Fungi, Ascomycota, Sordariomycetes, Hypocreales, Clavicipitaceae.
AUGGUCAUCUACUCGACAAGUGACUUGCCGCCAUCCUGUGUGACGACGUCUCAGCCGUCACACCCUCACGCUUCGCCACUAGACCAAACGCGUGCAGAGGGACCCCCACCUUUAAGCGCCGAGCAAACUCAGCUUCCAAAUUGCACAAAGGAUGGACUGCAGGUCGGAUUUCAGGUGAAGGCCUACCAGGGGCCUAUGGAAAUGACUUCAUACAUUUGUGACAUCAAGCCGCGCUUACAGCCAGCUGCAAACCAAUUAUAUGACAGGGGCAUCCACUGGGCUCGACACCGAACCACUCGUAGGACAAAAAUAGAUCUAAAGCGGCCCUCCCGUCUUGAAAAUUUCGCACUGUACCCUGGCCUUUCCAACGAAAAUAAGCCACGGAGGUACACUGGAGUGCUCAACAAUAGGCCCGGUACCGCGUAUCUUGGUGGCCUCGCAUUAGAAGUAUAUUUCUUGCACUCUUCAAGCACUGGAAAAUAA